Molecule: messenger RNA, 1003 nt
Organism: Oryzias latipes (Japanese medaka)
Lineage: Eukaryota; Metazoa; Chordata; Actinopteri; Beloniformes; Adrianichthyidae
Product: C-C motif chemokine 3-like 1
Biological process (GO): immune response
Cellular component (GO): extracellular region
Molecular function (GO): chemokine activity
Source: RefSeq, a predicted model, not a curated record
AAGAGGAUCAUCUUCAUUCCUUUUCAGAAUAAAAAGCUCGUUCAAAGCGACUGCUCAAAGUGGGAAAGACGUCUGUUUUCAGCAGCAGAGUUACGUUCUAGCUGCACCAAUGCUGUGUCACCAAAAGAGAAAACUGCACAUUUUACAGCUGUAAACAGAGCUGAGAAUCUAAGCCCCGCCUCUUUUCCUGUUACUUUUUUAAGGCACAUUUCUAUUUUCAGCUCCUCAUUUGUUCUAAAAAUAGAUCCUAACUUAAGCCCCUCCCCGAGCUGGGAAUUUCCAGACAGCAGGUGUUUAGUAUUUCAGCCGUGAGUGCUUGCACACACUCCAUCUCCAAGACGUGCAGACGAGCCUCUUCAGCUCUGUCACAGAGACGCUCGGACAUCAGAAGCACGAUGACAAACAGCAAAGCGUGCCUGGCAGCGGCUCUGUGCUCCCUCCUCUUCCUCUCCACCUUCCUCAGCAGCGCCCAUUCAGCCAGCUGCUGCUUGAGCUACAGCAGGCGCCGGCCGCCCUGCAAACUCCUUCUGGGCUACAGCAUCCAAACCAUCACCGGUUCCUGCGACCUGCCCGCCGUCAUUCUCCACCUUCCAGGGAAGUUCCUGUGUGCAGAUCCCAGCAUGAGAUGGACCCAGAAGCUCCAGCUCUGUGUGGAGGAAAGGAAGAGGAAGGCUGCUCAGGUCCUCAACACCUCUGCAGACUAGAGUUCACAACUCAGCGGUCUGGAGGAAAGCUUCCCCGGCAGCUCUGCAGUUUUCUGCUGGCUUCAGCGCAGACAUCCAGGAGCUGGAGUGGGACCCUUCCCUAUUUCUGUUCUGUUUUAUAAACAGAGAAGUGUAGUGUUCGAAUACACAGUUGGCUUAAAGACUCACUAAAAACUUUGUGCUGAGAUUUGUCCGCUCCGGCGUCUCUGUGCUCUAAGAUCAAGUAAGAAAGAACUUUGUUUGUAAAAAGUGACCUUUGUGUUUGUAAAAGAUUUUAAUAAAGAAUCCUUUUAGUAAAA